Molecule: messenger RNA, 969 nt
Organism: Guyanagaster necrorhizus
Lineage: Eukaryota; Fungi; Basidiomycota; Agaricomycetes; Agaricales; Physalacriaceae
Product: adenylate kinase 1
Exons: 4
Coding region: 38-805 (255 amino acids)
Biological process (GO): ADP biosynthetic process
Molecular function (GO): AMP kinase activity; ATP binding
Source: RefSeq, a predicted model, not a curated record
CCUACCACCGUUACUUCCAUCUGCAACGUUCUGCACGAUGGGAGCGUCAGAGGAACUCGAGUACCUCAAGUCUCUCGUUGCCCAGCUGAACGACAAAAUCAACGCUUUGGAGGCAAAGGCGAAGAAAGCCGCUCCGACGCCUGCUCAGCAGCUGCGAACGAUUCUAAUAGGCCCCCCUGGUGCUGGCAAAGGAACACAAGCACCACGGAUCCGUGACCAGUUUUGCGUCUGCCACCUGGCCACUGGCGACAUGCUCCGAGAGCAGGUCGCGGCGAAGACCGCCCUCGGCGUCGAGGCUAAGAAAAUCAUGGAUACCGGCGGUCUCGUUUCGGACGAAAUUAUGGUUGGAAUGAUUAAGGAUCAAUUAGAGAACAACAAGGAAUGCAAAAACGGCUUCGUACUGGACGGGUUCCCCCGGACAGUUCCCCAAGCCCAAAAACUCAAUAGCAUGCUUGAAGUCCGCAAGGAGAAACUCGACUCGGUUGUCCAGCUCCAGAUUGACGACCAGCUCCUCAUUUCACGUAUUACUGGACGCCUCAUUCAUCCUGCCAGCGGUCGCUCAUAUCACAAAGAAUUCCACCCUCCAAAGAAGCCAAUGACUGAUGAUAUUACGGGUGAACCACUCAUACAACGUUCAGACGACAACGUCGAGACAUUGCAGAAACGUUUGAAAGCGUUUCAUAGCAUGACGGGCCCGGUUGUGGAUUAUUACCGGGCGAAGGGUCUCUGGCAUGGUAUCGACGCUGCCCAGUCCCCGAGUGUUGUCUGGGAUAAUCUGCGGAAGGUGUUCGCUGGGAAACAGUAGAUGGGGGGAGGAUAUUUACUAUAGAGGCCUUGUGGCAAUCGUGGAGGUUCAUCUAUCCAUCCAUUUGCUAUACCAUGGAAGAAGGGACACUUGAAUUGCAUCAAUUAAAUGAGAAACGUCCCGCAUUCAUAGCGCGAGGCAACUGUCCGCAGAGGGUGCGGUGU